AACGAACAGCUAGGAGGAGAGAAAGAGAAGGGGGGAGAGAUGCAGAGAUGCAGCAGAUGAGAGAGAGAUCCAGGCAGAUUCCACACUGAGCUAUAAUAUAGGAAAGUGGCAGAGAGGGUUCAAAAAAGGCUUCAAAAUUAUCUGGAGAGCUUCAAGAUCUUAUACUUAGUACUAAGCUGUAAAAAAAAGGGGAAAAAAAGGCUGUGAGAAUAAAAAGAUACCUAGAGGAUGAGGAGAUAAUAAGAGAGGGAGAAUAACAGCAAGAUUUGGUAAUAUGUAUACAGGAGGUCGGUAGAGUAUAUGGAUCAGAAUACAAAAAGUGAUUGCACAGUUGUCUUUACAAAGUGAUAGAGAUUAAACCAAACUGGAAACUUAUCUGAGCUCUGAAAAUGAGAUGUGUAGCACAUGGAAGGAGAAAUCGAUCACUGCUAGUCUAUAGAAGAGGUAAAGUUACUUUACAGGGACACAAAGUCACAGCCAGAGUGUCAGAAGAAGGGACUGUCUGUCUGAACUGUCACUGUGCCUGGUACCCGAGUGCAGCUCCAGCAAACUCCAAGCCAAGUGAGAGCGUGGAUUGUCAACCAGGGGGUGGCUAAAGACUCUGCUGCUAGCUACAUGUGAUACCCCAAUACUUUUCCACAAAGAACAUUAAUGUCAACAUUUCAUGAACCACAAAGGACAAAUUGUGCCACAUUGAAGGAGCUGUUGUAGAAAUAUAUAUAUAUAUUUUUAAAAUCAAGAAUAACCAAUAGAUUUCUGGGCAUCUGUGAUGGGAACGGUAAAGAUUCUAUAAUGGAGCUUUUAGGAUUUCAGAUGUCAGAUCACAAGUUUACUUCAAAAGCUGACCAGAUCAGGAUUGUGUCCAAAAAUCGAGCCUAGCCCAAAAGCUACAAACUUCAAAAUCUCAACUCUCCAACCAUUUUUUUUAUCUUACAAAAGAAGUUUUAUGUAAAUUUACAAACACAAAAAGUGUCUUUGUGAAACAAAUAUCCAAAGAUAUGAUCUUGGAGAAUCACGGCUUACAAAAAUGUAUCAGGAUUUUCAAUCUACAGUGAUGUCUUCAGAUGGAUCUUGGAUGGUUACGCAAGCUGGACUGAGCUAAGGAGUGCCUUGUUCUACAAGAUUUCGGUGUCUGUCUGAUGGAACGGAACUGUUGAAACAACAAUGGACACAGUUCGUAGCAGUAGGUACAGCAUUGUAUCCACAGAUGAGGAAGGCCUUCGUAUGCCAACCCUGGGUCUCAAUGGUCACUGGUCAUCUUCUCUCCACCACCCUCAUUCACGUCGGAAAAGGCGUAAUCGUUUUGUUAAAAAGAAUGGUCAAUGCAAUGUCUACUUUGCAAAUCUUAGCAACAAAUCACAACGUUACAUGGCUGACAUUUUUACAACAUGUGUUGACACACGUUGGCGAUACGUGCUGCUUAUCUUCUCAGCUGCUUUCCUAGCAUCAUGGCUUUUCUUUGCCUUUCUCUUCUGGAGCAUUGCAUUCUUUCAUGGGGACUUAGCUGUUGUGAUUCCAGGAGUGAGAUCAGGUCCUCCCAAACCAUGCCUAAUGCAUGUUAAUAGCUUUGUUGAAGCUUUUCUCUUCUCAGUAGAGACACAGACUACAAUAGGGUAUGGGUUUCGUUGUGUGACUGAUGAAUGCCCUUUAGCCAUCCUUGCUGUAGUAGCACAAUCCAUCCUUGGCUGCCUCAUUGACUCUUUCAUGAUUGGUACAAUAAUGGCCAAAAUGGCUCGGCCCAAAAAACGAGCCCAAACGCUACUUUUUAGUCAUCAUGCUGUAAUUGCCCUAAGAGAUGGAAAGCUCUGUUUGAUGUGGAGGGUUGGAAAUCUACGCAAAAGUCACAUUGUAGAAGCCCAUGUCAGAGCUCAACUGAUCCGACCUUAUGUUACACAAGAGGGUGAGUACCUGCCCGUGGACCAGCGGGACUUGAAUGUGGGCUAUGACAGUGGACUGGAUCGCAUCUUCCUGGUUUCACCCAUCAUUAUAGUACAUGAGAUUGAUGAGGAGAGCCCUCUCUAUACAGUGGGAAAGGAGCAGUUAGAAGUAGAAGACUUUGAGAUUGUUGUUAUUUUGGAGGGCAUGGUGGAGGCCACAGCUAUGACAACUCAAGCUCGCAGUUCGUACUUAGCAAGUGAAAUCCGCUGGGGACACAGGUUUGAGCCUGUUGUAUUUGAGGAGAAGAAUCAUUACAAAGUGGAUUAUUCUCACUUUCACAAAACCUACCAGGUGCCAGGGACACCUCUUUGUAGUGCACGUGAACUGCACGAGAGCCGUAUAACUGCUUUACCUUCCCCAAGCGCCUUCUGCUAUGAAAAUGAACUGGCUCUUCUCAGUCAAGAGGAGGAUGAGGAUGAAGAAGCUGUUGGAGGUGUACCAGAUGAAGGAGUUAUCCAUGUUAUGGGGAGUCAUUUAGAACUUGAUCGCCUUCAGGCUUCUAUGGCAUUAGACAACAUUUCUUAUAGAAGAGAGUCAGCUAUAUGAUGUUAAUGCCAAGACUUGGAGUACUUUUCUAAGACCUCACCUAGGCAGGUGGUGGCGUACUUUUAUGUGUUUGUCUGUCUCUCUUUCCUGUUAAAGUAAUUACCUUUUUGCACUGCAAAAAAAAAAGUUCAAUUGAAAAUGUAUUGACUUCUCCAGCAGAUUGUUGCCACUUUUACAAUUAUGAAUAUGUAUGCUCUGAAAGCAGGGAACAUCAGCCAUUUUCCUUGUGUUCUUGAGAAAGGGAACAACAGGGCUGGGUACAUUCAGUGUAUAAAAAUCUUUUGUACAGAUGCAAGUUAAAAAUAAACAUCUAAUCUGUGCUCUUCCAAACCACA
Molecule: messenger RNA, 2819 nt
Organism: Rana temporaria (common frog)
Lineage: Eukaryota; Metazoa; Chordata; Amphibia; Anura; Ranidae
Gene: KCNJ4
Product: potassium inwardly rectifying channel subfamily J member 4
Exons: 3
Coding region: 1165-2484 (439 amino acids)
Biological process (GO): potassium ion import across plasma membrane; regulation of monoatomic ion transmembrane transport
Cellular component (GO): plasma membrane
Molecular function (GO): inward rectifier potassium channel activity
Source: RefSeq, a predicted model, not a curated record